Actinia tenebrosa (Australian red waratah sea anemone) is the source of this 9543-nucleotide messenger RNA. Its product is annotated as centrosomal protein of 290 kDa-like. NCBI's taxonomy places the organism in Eukaryota, Metazoa, Cnidaria, Anthozoa, Actiniaria, Actiniidae. The record is from RefSeq and is a predicted model, not a curated record.
AUGGCAUCUGCACUUGCAAAGUCGGAAACCCGACCGGCCGGACGGACGCUUCCGUCGAGCUCGGCCCACGGCAGACCGUCGAAGAUUCCAGUCCGCAGUGACACCUCUAGUGGCUCUGCAAGUGACGAUUCCGACGAUGGAGCCAAAUCAAGUUUGAAAGCCAAAAGAUAUGGUAAAAGCAAAAUACCGAGAGCUGUACCGGUAAAGAAUGUUACCUGCUCUACCGAACAUAGAACACUCGAGGAAAAACCCCAAAGAAGUGGAUUGCAACAAAAACUAUCAUCUACUUCAAAGAAUUCAAGCGCCAAUCCUAAAGUUGCAGGAGCAAAGGCGUCAGGUAAAGAAGAGAUAGCAAAGCUGCAAGGAGGAUUGAAGCGCAAAGAACUUAUUAAAGAGUCGCCCAGUUUUAACGCAGCCCGAAGCAACACGCGCACAUCGGGAACACGACGAAUGUCUUGGGGCAUUCAAAAGAAGUCGACCAAGACUUCAAAAGUAACACCAACAACAGGAGAAAAGGCAAAGAAGGGAAGUGGUUUACCUGAGGAAGAGCAGGAAAAACCAAGACGAGGAACAACACCCAAAACAUCGGCAUCGAAGCAUCCUGUAUUUGGCAAAGUAAACAAUGAAAAAGUGACAUCGAAGAACUACACUAAGAAAAGACAAAAUACCGCAUCAGCAUCAAAAAAGAAAACUAUAACUCCUCCUCGGGAAAGAGUCGACAAUAAAACACCCAAGAAGCUUAAAUCUGAUGUGGCUGUCAAAAAGGAGGAAGAGGAGGAGUCUGAUAGUUCACUAAGCGAUAAUAGUUUAGGAUCAGAACCACAAAGUUCUGAGUAUGAAGCUGAAACAGACGAGCUACCCGCAAGUGACUCUGACCCCGAGUGUGUCCUUAAAGAGGAUCAGAGCCAGACAGACAAAGGGAACGAAAAACAAGAAAUUGUCGAUAGUGUCCACGACAAUGACCAUGGACUUCAAUGUGUCCCUGAACAAGCCGAUGGUGGAGCAAAAUACUCAUCGAAAGAAAAAGAGUUGGAUGGUUCUGAGCGUAAAGUCGUUAAAUGCGAGCCAAAUGAGACUGAGACGAGAGGUCCUUCAUGUAUUCGAGGCUUUAGUGAUAACUCAAAGAUACAUAUCAACUUUGUAUAUGAAACUGAAUCUGAUGAAUUCACAUCAAGUCACUACAGCGAAAGUAGCAAGGAGCGAUGUGAAGAAAAAGAGGAAGAGAAAAAAGCGGAUUUUCCUGCGCAAUCGUCCGACAAAAAAGACCAAUCUUUGCAUGACGCAGAAGAAGAACUUGCUUUGACUGAUUGCGAAAUAGAAAGCAUUGCUGAAGAUAGUGACAUCGAGCAACAAGAUUGUUCUUCAAAACAGAACAACAACCUUAGUGACAGGUCAACCACAGAGAUAGCAAAUAACACAGAAGAGAAUGUCUUGCAGAAUCAUGUCAAAACAUCAUUGAAAGCUGCAAAAGAAAGUGGGCAAGCUGCCAAACAGAAAACUUCAAGUGAAGUGAUAGGAAAGUCCUUAUUGCCCCUGUCACAUGAAGGCGAUGGCAAGGACACGGUUUCUGACAAAAACCAAAGUGAAGAUUCAGACGAUUCCUUCUUUGGCAUAAACGUUGCAAAGUUUUAUGUUAGAAAUACUACAGGACAAAGUGCGACGUACAAGGCAGAGGACAUGGAGCCAAAAGAUAAUACCUUUGACAUCGAAAGAAAAGAUCUACAAGGUGAUUAUGAUGGCGAUUACCUAGCAAAUAAUUGCGAAUCCAACGGAAAUAAAUCGUAUAUCCUGAACGCUAUAAAGGAUGAAAUCUGUGCUGGUCUUUCACAAGAUCCCGAAAGUGUCAAUGAGAAUGAUGAGGGCAAGAUACAAAACAAAGGCAACACGAAAUUCGAAGUUAUUCAGAAUCGCAGAAUGCUUGUUGGCUUUGAGCAGAUACCAUAUGAAAAUGAUAAAGAUAAAAAAAAGCUUCUAUCGGUAGAGGAAGACCCUUUUGUAACUGAACUGGAGAAGCUGCUUUUAUCGGCUGAGACUGAUAUUGACGAAGAUACCAGAAAAUGCCAAGCUAGCAAUACUUCGAACGUAGCAAAAAAGAUUACAUCGCUAAUUAAGGAAGAAUAUGUCCCUUAUAAACCACCUAUUGCUCCAAAACAGCACCCGAAAGAAAGAGUCUUAGGACAAAGCAAUGAACUAGACAGCUUUUUAAAGUUUGAUGGAGUUGGUGAAAAAGAUUCAGAACAGACAAAAGGAUGUUCUACGAAGGAUAGCUCAACAGCAAAGCCUGAGAAAAGCGUAGAGGACGUUUGUUCAUCAGGCGACACCAAUGCCGACCUUCUGUUGAGAAAAAAAGUUAAACAAACUUUUGAAGGAAUACUUAAGGCUUCCAAUGAGUUAAGCAAGCAAGAAGCGACAGCGAGCACAAGUGCGACUUCUAAAACAGAAAGCGCUCAGGCUUCCAAUGAGUCAAGCAAGCAAGAAGCGACAGUGAGCACGAGUGCGACUUCUAGAAGAGAAAGCGCUCAGGCUGCUGGACGCAGAGGAAAUAGUUUGACCACGUCUGGUAUGAGCGGCAGUCGAAAUGCCACAGCAGGAGAAUCUGGUGAUGACGAUCCGAAUGAUCCCAAUAAGAGACCUCAACUGCAGAAAGAACCCGAUGAUAUGAAAGAUGAAGACACAGAGGAACAAAGACGUAGAGCUGCAAAGAAGGAAUUGAUCAAUCAGAUGAUGGGGAUAACGGAUGGUCUUCUGCAGAAUGAAUUUCAGAGUUUAAGCGAAACUCUCUUCACGCGACGGCAAAGCAUAGAAGCAGUAGGAACUCUGGAAACGUUUGAUGAAACAUUGCCUUCAAGAAAAGGUAACUUGUCAGAAGUGAGCUGUGUUCAAGCUGAUGAAGAGCAUAAUUGGGACAGCUGCACAUUAGCAAAUAUGGAGAACGAUGGAGCAAUGAUCCAUGUUUUGACCAAUGAAAACACUCUUCUCAAGAAGGAACUUUUAAAAUUGAAGUCUGAAGUUAAUCAGAAGACAAAAGAGGUCAUGGAGACCCGGGACAAAAAUAGAACCUACAAAAAUGUGAUCUCCACAAUGGAAGUAGAUCUGGAGCUCCUUGAAGGAGAAAAGAACGAACUCACGCAAGAAUACAAGGACUUGACAAAUGAGGAAAUACUGAAAGAAUUGAGGAAGUUACACUCUGAAAUAUCCGAGGCAUCGAAAGAACUUGCCUCAGAAGAAGUUUUGGAAAGUGAGCUUAGAGGGCCUACGUCGAGUCCAUUGUCAGUGGAGCUUGCAGAGGUGGAUGUUUUUAGUCAACAACCUAAAGUGGACGAGACCAAUGAAAUAGUAACAUUGAUGCAUUCUAUCUCAGCUAUGACAGAAGAACUCAGAGAUCAGAUCACCAAGAGUAAAACCAAGCUUGCUAAGGCUUAUUCCAACAGUAGUCUUAAUGAGCUUGAAGAUAUGGAUGGUGAGAAAUUAAGAGAACUUCGUGAGGAGAUAGCUGACCUUCAGGAACAGUUAGUCGAAGAACGUACCAAAUUCGAAAUAUUUGAAAACAUCUGUAAAAACAGAACCGAAGAAAAUAAGAAGCUUCGUGAUCGGGUAGCAGAUCUAGAAAUAGAUGUUGCCAGGGCUGAAGGCCGUCUGAAGGAGACUAUAACUUACAAAAACCGUGAGUUAGUUAACAUCAGAAAUAACAUGGAGUUAAAUGGUAAUAAAGUGGACGAGUUGGUACGGGAAUUGCAUUUGCUGUCAGAAGGAAACUCAGCACUGAAAUCUGUGAUAGAUUCGCUCAACAGCAGAAUUCGUUUCAGAGAAAGGAGAGAGACCGAACUGGAAAACAUGGUUGACGAAUUGACUACAGAAAAUGAAAAGUUGUUACAACAAGUUAGCAAAGAAAGGAACAACCUGAAAAACUAUCAACGUGCGAACGACCAACGAAUAGCAGCACAUUCCAUGGAAGUUGCACGCAUAGAAUCCGCACUGCAGGACAAGAUUGAUGAGUUGGUUGACGUUCUUAGCAGUAUAGAUAAUUUCUAUGCUGGUGAUGAGCCAUUACCGGACCAUCCUUGUAUGGGAGCGAUUGAAAAGGGUAUUAAGAUACUUUAUGAUGUUUCUGGGUUGAUGAAGGCUAUUGGAUGUCCUGAUUUGCCAAGUGGCAACGAGAUAAGUGAAGCAGUUUUACAAGAAACAAAGGAACGACGACAACUAGAAAUAAUGAUUGAAGGUCUGAGACAAGAGGUCAAAAAUCUUAAAUCUGAUAAGAAAAGAUUUGAGAUGAAGUUGAAUACAGGGUGCAGAGAAGACACAGGAAAGGCUGAUGAAAGAGAUGAAAGAGAGACACAGUUAAGUGAAUUGGAGCAACAAAUAUCCACACUGCAAUCCGAUAAUACUUCCCUAUCACAGCUAUUGGGUGAUGUUAAGGAAUUAGCGGCAAAAGAUGCAGAAGUUCAUCAACUUCAACUUAGCGGACACCUCAAUCGUAUCAAGGUUCUGCAAGAGGAGAAUGACGAGCAGAAAGUCCAAAUAAAAACUCUAAACGAAAAUUUAUUGGAUCGUAAAGAAAAUAACCAGGCUCUGAAAAAUGAGGUGGAGGAUUUGCAGCUUGGAAAAGAAGCGCUUCAACAGAAAGUACAAGCGAAAGUAAAGGAGGUGUUGGAGCACAUGGCAAAACACGAAACCGUGAGAAAGAAAAUUCAGGAAGUCACAGCAGAGAGACAAACAUUUCAACAAAAAGUUGAGAAACAGAAAAAAGAGUUGUCUGAGCACCAACUAAAGAUCGAAUCUUUGACUAUUAAGUUAAAGGCAGUAAAUGAUGAGAAAGAAGAUCUUAAACAGAAAUUCAGUGGACAAAACGUAGAUAACGAAGCUAUUGAUACAAAACUGGUUAAACCGGUAUGUACUGGCGAAGCGGAUAGUCAACCGCUUUGCAAUUGUGCAAUGGCUGGUUCUUCUGACAAAACAAACGAUUCACAAGUACAAAAUGACGAGUUAAAAGAAAAGCUAGAAGUGUGUGAAACAUUCUUGGCACAAGUCAAGACAGAAAAAAUGGAUUAUUUAAAGGCCUUAAAAGAGUCGAGACAAAAUGUAAAGAUGAUGAGAAAGAGUUCUGAUGAGCAAAUAGCCAAGCUUAAACAAGAGCUGGAGGGCAAAGAUCUGUCAGAGAAUGAACUUCAAAAGACAAUGAAGCUGUUAGAGGAGAAGAUUGCAACACUUGAAGAUGAAAAAGCUGAAAGUAUAAAGCAAAUGAAAGGAAUAAUAGAGGGAAUUCAAGGAGAGAAUGAAUUGGAAGAACGCAAAAAGGAAUGUAAAGAACAAGAACUGGAACUGCGAAAAUCGAUUUCUGAACCAAGGUCUGAGAAAACAGAUGCACAGAAGGAACUAUUGACCAAGGUCACAGAAAAAUUCGAAAUUCGCAUGAAAGAGUUUGACAAGUGCCUGAAGGACCGUUACGCUCUACAGGAAGAAUUGGCCUGUCUGAAGGAUUUGCACUUGGAACAGAAGAAGGAGUUGGAAUAUGUGACCCAGGAAAAACGCAAGAUGAAAGAAGAAAUCAAGGAGAAAAGAACAGAGGUUAAGUUCAUUCGAGAAAGCUCAUCCGAAAUUAUCAAUGACUUGGAAAAGCAGCUCAAAGAUAGACAGGAUUUUGCUUUGGAGAUGCAAGAGAAGGCGACAUUUUUAAGCCAAAGGGUCGCGCAACUUGAAGCAGAGAAAUGUGAGAGUGUUAAGAAGAUCGAAGCACUGAUGCAGUCUUUGAAUGCUAAGGAAGACAUUGGUAAUCAUUUGACAGAAAUUAAGAACAGCGAAGAGCUAAGACAAGGUGAUAUGAUGCUUGUUUUGAAGGAGUCAAAUGAGAAAGUCCUCUCUUUGGAGAAAGAGCUUGAAGGUCGCAGUGAAUCAGAGGCAAUGAUGCAUAACAAGAUCUCCUCGCUGGACCUCAGGAUGUCAGAGUUGAAUGCGGAAAAGGCUCAGAGAGAAAACAAAAUGAAAACCUUGUUAGAAGCUCUAAAUGCUAAGAAGAACCUAGAAGAAGAUGUUCAAAAGAACGAUGAAGUGGAGAAGCAGCUUCUCCAGAAAAUGGAGGAGAUGAAAAGUGAAUUAUCUAGGUUGAAAUUUGCAAAAGAGGACUUGGAACGUCAAUUGUUAAGCCAGUUCACAUCUCCAGAGCAAAGCCAGAAUAUCAAAGAUGACCCACGUUUUGAAGAGAGUGCUAAACGAGAAACAGAGCUCAAGAAUCAGAUUAAAAAGCUCUCAGACGAAAAGAUCAAAGCAGAAAAAAUGUUACACGAAGGGGAAUCGCAAAGUCUGUUGGUAAUGAAGACUUCAGACGCAAAGAUUGAGGACUUGGAAAAUCAGCUGAAAUGCAAGAGUCUCUCAGAGGUAGAGCUCCAAGAGAAACAGCGCUUGCUUGAGCAUAAGAUUUUGUUAUUAGAAGGCGAAAGGGUUCAGCAUAGUAGGAGUAUUUCUUCGAUUGUAUCGAGUCUAAAGGCAAAGAAAGAAUUGUGUGAGGCCGUCAAAGCCAGAGACGAUGCAGAGAAAAAUUACAAUAUCAAACUCGAUGAGAUGGAGACGAUAGUCAACAAGCUUAGGAAAGAAAAAAGCAAGCAUGAUUGUGAUGUGGAUCUGAAGCAAAAGUACAAGGAUGAGUACGAAGAAUCGCGCCGUCAUGUCAAGAAACUAACAGAAGAUAUCUACAGGUAUAAUGAACGUGUAGAAGAGUUACAGGCCUUUAUUUAUGGAUGCGAAGAACAAGGAGAGGAAUUCGAUGAGGUUGAUUUGAGUGAAAACAUCGAAGACCUAAGGAGUAGCCUUGGAACAUCGGAUGUUGAGUUGAUCCAAACUCAACAAACACUUCAGGCUAAGAUUUCUAACUUAGAAGUCGAGAAAGGAGAAUUUGAAAGCGUGCUUACAGCGUUGUUGAAUUCUAUGGAAGCGAAGGAAAAGAUUGAAUAUUGUGUCGAAGCAACGAGAGAAGCAGAUAAGAAGGUGGUGAAACAGAUGGAUGAGAUAAUAGACACGGUGCAAAGACUUAAAGCUGAAAAAGAAUUGGUUGAACAAGAGCUUCAUACGUCUGAGAAUAUUCGAGUUGCGAUCGCUUUGGAUGCGGAAAUGUUACAAACACAGUCAGAUGAAAAAAUCUCGCUUUUGGAACAAACUUUGAAGGAACGUUUGGAGUCAGAGAAAGAUCUCAAGGAACGACUUGAGCUAAUGAGGCAAGAACUUGCACGCUUUGAAGGCGAGAAAUACCAGGCUGACAAAAUCCUUCAGACUAUGCUAGCAUCUUUACAAAGACGUGAAAAACUUGAAAACUGUUUGAAAGAACAAGAAAGAAUUGAAACAGAGUUAAAUUCAAACAGUGGAAGAGCGUUGAAUUUAGAUCGCCAAGAAGUCAAAUCGGUGGCCUCUUUAAUAGAACUACUGCAAUCAAAAGAACAACAGUUUGGACAAUGUCAGAAAGAAAAAGAAGAAGCCGAGAAGAGUCUGAAAACUAAAGAGAUGGAACUAGAGUUACGGGUAAAGGAUGCCGAAAGACAGUCACAAAUUGAAAAGUUGAAAGCAAAUCUUACGGUCAUGGAAGAAGAGAAGAAAGAUCUUCAAGAAAAGCUGGAGAAGCACGGCAAGGUGUCUGAGGAACGCGAGGAAGAGGUAAAUAAGAUCAUCCAAAGUGAGCAGGAUCUUCUACAGAGAUUAUCUCAUGCGGAAAACAUCCUCGAACAGUUGAAGGAAGAUAAGCAUGUUUUGAAAAAACAGCUGAGGCAAGAACGUCUAGAGAGACAAGAUGCAAGUAAUAGUUACAUGGAUAAGAUCAGCUUCGUAUCGAAUGCCAUUGAACAGAAGCACGCAGACACAGAGAGCGAGCUUCGGCAAGCGAUCGAUAAAUUAAAUAGUCAAAUUGCUACCAUGCAACAAGAGAAGGAAGCGUCCAUUGAAGAAUAUAGAAAGGCCGUAGAGAACUUAAACAUGGAGCUCGUGCUUAGAUCUAAACGUGAAGCGAAGCUAAGAGAGCAAUUGGAUGAUCUUGAAGAUGAAAUCACAAACACAAAAACCGAGCUCAAGAAGGAAAUAAAGCUGCAGGAAGAGAAGGAGAAGGAGAUUGAGAAUCUAAAAGGUGAACGAAAGAUUUUGUCUGAAAAUGUGACAAAAAUGGAAUCCAAGUUGACGAAAGAGCUGGAAAAGUUAUCGCAACGCGAGACAGAACUUAAAGAAGAGAAAGAGACUGAAAUCAAGAGGUUAAAAUCAGAGAAUAAUGCGGUGCUAGAAAAUUUGAAGACCAAGAUGCUAAAAUUGGAAACCGAACUGGAGUAUCAAGUGAAAAAUGAGGCGGCACUUCGUGAGGAAAAAGCGAAAGUUUUAGAAGAACUCAAGUUACAGGAUGACAUUAAAACGGAAGUAGAUCGACUGAAGUCAAUUAUCAAGACUAUUGAAGAGGAAUGCCGAAGGCUAAGAGAAGAACGCAGCGACUUGCAAUCUGAAGCAGCAAGAAGUGCGCAAACAUCGAGGGACACAAUUACAAGACUGCAAGAAGACCUGAAGAAUCAAAAUGACAACAAUGAGAACCUCCAGACCAUGGUGAACGAAAUAAAGUCGAAGGAAUCUUGCUUCCUCGAGGAAAAACGUAGACAUGAACAGGAAAUAUCUGACUGCGAAGGAAGGAUAAUGAAACAAAAAGAGUACCUUGAAAAAUCCCUGCGAAAACUCAAGAAGCAAAAAGAACACGAGCAACGUAUGAAAGACGAUCUUACAUCUCAAGUGAACGAAUUGAGCCUAGAAAUCACCCGCUUGCUAGAGGUGAAACACAUGCAAGAGGAAGAAAAAGCCGAAUAUGAGAGCAAUAUUCGACGUCUGAAGGUUCAUAUUGAGAGCCUAGAAACUCAAAUCAAUUAUCAAAAGAAUGAGUUGGUGGAGUCACAAGUUAGGAUUUCAGUGCUUGAGGAUUUCAAGGUCCAGAGCGAUGCUGAACAUGAAAGACGACAACAAGAGGCUGUCUCUGAAUGCAAAAGAGCCAACGCAAAGAUAGAUGAACUUCGCAAAGAACUUCACCUUGAUCUAAAGAGCACGUCUGUCUUGGAAAAUGAGAUCAAAACUUUGAAAGGAAAAACAGCCGAAAUCAACCAAAAAACUGAAAGCCAGAAAUCAGAGAUAGCGAAUCUUUACCGUCUUUCCAAGGGAAAAGUAAACAAAGAUGACGAACAAAUAGAGAAGCUUAAGAAAGGCAGCGAAGAGCUAAGGGGACAGGUUCUUUGUCUGCAAGAAGAGAAGGAAAGUCUUGCCAGCACUAUGGAUGCAUUUCAGUUGUUUGUUGCGAGGCAUAAAAUAGAGAUGGAGCGACUAGAGAACAAGAUCAAAGAGCAAGAAGGGAAGAUGAACGACUGCCAGACGCAGAGCUUUGAGAACACUCAGGGUAUUGAGGUCUUACAGAGUUCCCUGGAUAACUCAGAAAGGCUUAGGAAUACUUGGCAUUUCUACAACGAUUUCAAAAAAUGGUGCAGUCCGCCAGUGACAACGUGGGUGUGGUAUGCCUUGUUCAUUAACAUGUUCUUAUCGUCAUAA